GAAGAUAUAUCACUCAAACACGUACGUAUACAUAGUUCUCAUGUAAGACUAAAAGAAAGAUCUUUUGUAAAAGCACUUUUGUAAAAGAAAGAGGCAAUUUGAGAGUUUUUUUAAUCACACCACUCAUCAACCCAACUUCAACAACUACUCCACUCAGUUCUAAACUCUACAAAAGAGAGAAAGAGAGAGUGAGAUUUGUGACAAAAAUCCAUGGCUGAAGCUUGCAGAGUGAGGAGGAUGAAGCUAGGAAGCCAAGGCCUUGAGGUAUCGGCACAAGGCCUUGGUUGCAUGGCCCUCUCCGCUCGCUACGGUGCUCCCAAGCCGGAAACUGAAGCCAUCGCUCUCCUCCACCAUGCUAUCAACUCUGGUGUUACUUUCUUUGACACCUCUGACAUGUACGGUCCUGAGACCAACGAGUUGCUCCUAGGCAAGGCUCUGAAAGAUGGCUUAAAGGGGAAAGUGGAGAUUGCGACCAAAUUUGGAUUCUUUGUAAUAGAGGGGGAAAUUUCCGAAAUAAGAGGAGAUCCUGAGUAUGUAAGAGCUGCGUGUGAGGCAAGUUUAAAGAGGUUAGAUAUUGCCUGCAUUGAUCUCUAUUAUCAGCAUCGUGUCGAUACUCGUGUUCCUAUCGAAAUCACUGUAAGCCUCCUCUUUCCCAAUCCUGCUUCAUUCUAUGGUUUCAAUGUUUCCAAGUUACCAACAGUUUCUUUGUCUGUGAAUUCCAAGAUGGGAGAACUUAAGAAGCUAGUGGAAGAAGGUAAAAUAAACUAUAUUGGUUUGUCAGAAGCUUCAGCUUCAACUAUCAGAAGAGCGCAUGCUGUUCACCCCAUAACCGCUGUGCAAAUAGAAUGGUCCUUAUGGUCGAGAGACGCGGAAGAAGAUAUCAUUCCAACCUGCAGGGAACUCGGGAUUGGAAUAGUAGCUUAUAGCCCUCUAGGAAGAGGCUUCUUAGCAUCAGGACCCAAGCUUGCGGAGAAUCUGGAAGACGAUGACUUCAGAAAGACUCUACCAAGAUUCCAACAGGAAAACUUAGACCACAACAAAAUUCUCUUUGAGAAAGUAUCUGCAAUGUCUGCGAAGAAAGGAUGCUCUCCCGCACAACUAGCCCUUGCAUGGGUUCAUCACCAGGGAGCUGAUGUUUGCCCCAUUCCAGGAACCACGAAGAUCGAAAACCUCAACCAGAACAUUGGAGCUUUAUCAGUGAAACUUACUACCGAAGAGAUGUUUGAGCUCGAGUCCCUUGCCCAACCAGAGUCUGUGCAAGGAGAAAGAUAUAUGGCCUCAGUGUCCACCUUCAAGAACUCCGACACUCCGCCGUUGUCUUCUUGGAAAGCCGCUUAAAACUGCAUGAGAGUUUCUCUGGCCAAACCGCAAAAAUAACAUGUUAAGAGUUUGUGUUCAUGUUCAGAGUCUACAAAAAUAAUAUGUUAAGAGUGUGUGUUGAAUGUUCAGAGUCUUCAAUGUAUAGUUUAUAUGCAUCUUAUAAUCUGCGACCAACCUCUAAUCUAAAACAUUACAUUCACCAUUUCAACCAUUAA
Molecule: messenger RNA, 1535 nt
Organism: Arabidopsis lyrata subsp. lyrata
Lineage: Eukaryota; Viridiplantae; Streptophyta; Magnoliopsida; Brassicales; Brassicaceae
Product: probable aldo-keto reductase 2
Exons: 4
Coding region: 211-1338 (375 amino acids)
Cellular component (GO): cytoplasm
Source: RefSeq, a predicted model, not a curated record